AAAUAAAAAUUUAAAAAUUUAAAUUUUAUUGAGUUUUUGGAGGAAAAAAAAAAAAAGAUUUUUAAAUCCGAUGAUGGCGUUGGGAUUUUCAACGCGCGUAAUCGCCGCCAUCGUCGUCCUCUCUUGGGCCGCCGUGGCGGCGCCGUUGCCGGCGACGAAGGGUUUCAACGUGAAGACGCUCAGCUUCGACGAGGGUUAUGCUCCGUUAUUCGGCGAUGGUAACCUCGUCCGCUCCUCCGAUGGCCGCUCCGUUCGUCUCCAUCUCAAUCAAUACUCCGGAUCGGGGUUCAUCUCAUCGGAUUUGUACCAGUACGGGCUGUUCAGCGCGUCGAUCAAGCUGCCGUCCGAUUACACCGCCGGCGUCGUCGUGGCGUUCUAUACUUCCAAUGGAGAUAUGUUUGAGAAGACUCACGAUGAAUUGGAUUUGGAGUUUCUUGGGAACAUCAAAGGGAAGGAGUGGAGAUUGCAGACCAACGUUUAUGGGAAUGGAAGCACUAGUAGGGGCAGAGAAGAGCGUUAUCUUCUCCCAUUUGAUCCCACUGCUGAAGCUCAUCGCUAUUCCAUUCUCUGGACCUCUGACACCAUCAUAUUCUACGUUGAUGAUACCCCAAUAAGAGAAGUGAAGAGAAGUGAAGCUAUGGGAGCUGAUUACCCAACCAAGCCCAUGAUGCUUUAUGCCACCAUUUGGGAUGGUUCAUCCUGGGCCACAUCCGGUGGCAAGUACAAAGUUAACUACAAAUACUCACCUUUCAUCUCUGAAUUCUCCAGCCUAGUCCUCCAGGGCUGCCGUAUGGACCCAAUUCAACAACUCCCUGUCGAUGAGCAAUGUGCCGAUGCAGAGGCUGAGCUUGCUGCUGCAGACUAUUCGAGAAUGACACCGGAUAAACGUCAAGCUAUGCGCAAAUUUCGUGAACGCUACAUGACUUAUUCCUUCUGCUAUGACACUCUAAGGUACCCUAUCACAUUCCCUGACUGUGACAUUGUUCCAGCAGAGCAGCGUAGGUUCACAGAGACUGGUGAUAUCAAGAACAUGCCUCGCCGCCGUCGAUCCAAACAUCGGAGCAAGUUCUUCUCUGGUUCUGUAGAUUCUGAAAGACAAGCAGACAUAUGAUCACUGAUAAAUUCUUGGUGAGUAGUACUUCAUUACAGGAUCAAUUUGAUAGGAUGAAAUUGAAUUUCUACUACAUUGUGAUAUGUUGUGCUUAGAGCUUCUCAUCUCUUAUUUUUUGGUCUGUUAUUAUUAUUAUUAUUAUUUGUGUUUAUUAUUGUUGUUGUUGUUGUUAAUAAUCAGUGUACAGGGAGUGGUGGUUUAUAAGUUUAAUUAAUUAUUAUAGGUUUAUAUCUGUUACUAUAAAUAAAAGAAAAGGGGAGGUGGUGGUGUAGCAGUACUCUCAUUAAUGUUC
Messenger RNA from Dioscorea cayenensis subsp. rotundata (Guinea yam), 1403 nucleotides. Its product is annotated as probable xyloglucan endotransglucosylase/hydrolase protein 30. Gene Ontology annotation, cellular component: apoplast; cell wall. Gene Ontology annotation, molecular function: hydrolase activity, hydrolyzing O-glycosyl compounds; xyloglucan:xyloglucosyl transferase activity. The coding region runs from base 71 to 1111 and encodes 346 amino acids. The transcript is spliced from 4 exons. NCBI's taxonomy places the organism in Eukaryota, Viridiplantae, Streptophyta, Magnoliopsida, Dioscoreales, Dioscoreaceae. Gene Ontology annotation, biological process: cell wall biogenesis; xyloglucan metabolic process. The record is from RefSeq and is a predicted model, not a curated record.